This is a messenger RNA of Carcharodon carcharias (great white shark), 1311 nucleotides long. Its product is annotated as growth arrest and DNA damage-inducible protein GADD45 alpha-like. The coding region runs from base 206 to 673 and encodes 155 amino acids. The record is from RefSeq and is a predicted model, not a curated record. The transcript is spliced from 4 exons. Gene Ontology annotation, cellular component: cytoplasm; nucleus. NCBI's taxonomy places the organism in Eukaryota, Metazoa, Chordata, Chondrichthyes, Lamniformes, Lamnidae. Gene Ontology annotation, biological process: regulation of cell cycle.
GUCACAGUGAUUUGGUGCAUUAUUUGCAAGCAAAGAAACCUAUAGCAACCUGAGUAACUCACCCAAACCUACAAACAGAAUGACUUUUGAAGAACUCACAGGCGAUCAGAAAACAGACAGAUGAAGUUCGCAAAUUUGCUUUUGCUUGAGGCGAUUGUAACACGGUAUAGUUAGUUUCUGGAGCUCGAUUCUGUUCUUGUUUUUGAUGAGGGAUUUCCUUAUUUUGAUGAGGGAUUCUGCUGAUAGGAUGGAUGUGGUGAGAAAAGCUCUGGAAGAAGUUUUGAGCUCCGCGUUAGCGCAAGGCUGUAUCACAGUUGGAGUGUAUGAGGCAGCAAAACUUCUAAACGCGGACCCUGACAACGUUGUUUUAUGUUUGCUUGCCACGGAGGAAGAGGACGAUCUGGACGUGGCUUUGCAAAUUCAUUUUACUCUGAUCCAAGCCUUUUGCUGCGAAAACGACAUUAACAUCAUGAGGGUGAACAAUAUGCACCGUCUGGCUGAGAUCUUGGGCGGGAUGGACGGUACAGGCGAACCUAAAGAUCUCCAUUGCAUAUUGGUCACAAGUCAAGUUGCACCAUGGAAAGAUGCAGCGUUCAGCAAAGUCAACUGUUUUUGCAAAGAAAGUCGUUAUCUGGAUCAGUGGGUCCCAAUCAUCAACUUGCCCGAACGAUGAUCCCGUUUAAUCAUAAAAUUGGAUGUAAGAGCAUCGAAGGGAUUGCUCAGAAGACUUUCUCGUUAGCUGCCCGAAAACUUGGCACUGCAAAAUUAAGGUUGAUUUUUGUUGCUGAGGGCGGGCUUGACUGGAGUUUCGACUCUAAUUAUUUUCUCUGAACGCAGGACCAUGACUCAGCUUCAGUUUGUGCUUGGAAAUUGUGACGAUGAGUAAGCAGACGGGAACUCAAAUAAAGGGUGAGCUGGUUUCAUAGUAGACAGCAAUAGAACUGCCGGAAGAAUUGCGGGGAAUUGCAACUUUCCAGUUCGGGAACUAGAACUAAAAAAAAACUUGUUUCGACAAAACUGGGCGGAUGGAUAACAGAAGUGUUUCACUUCAUUUAGUUGUGAAAAUGCAGUAUUGUUCACUAAUUACAAAAUGUCACGGACCUGAGGGGAAAGUUAAAAAAACGUAAUGUGUUAAGGAUUCUUAUUGUACUUUAACUGUAAAUAUAAUUUUUCUUUGCUGUUUUGUCUUAGUAUGAAAUUACAUAAGUUAUUUUGCGAUUUAUAUAAACGGACUUUAUAUUAUUUAUGUUUAACUGAAAGGAUCGACUAUAAUUUUUUAACCAGCUAGUAAAGAUUAUUACACUUUCAUUC